Molecule: messenger RNA, 897 nt
Organism: Trichoderma aggressivum f. europaeum
Lineage: Eukaryota; Fungi; Ascomycota; Sordariomycetes; Hypocreales; Hypocreaceae
Exons: 6
Coding region: 1-897 (298 amino acids)
Biological process (GO): transmembrane transport
Source: RefSeq, a predicted model, not a curated record
AUGGCCGAGCCAAAGCCCCUUCCCUUCCAAUACCAGUUUGCCGCAGGCGCAAUUGCGGGCGUCUCGGAGAUUCUAACCAUGUAUCCUUUGGAUGUGGUCAAGACUAGAGUUCAGCUGCAGACUGGCUCGGGCUCAGGUGCCGAAGCCUACAAUGGCAUGCUUGACUGCUUCAAGAAGAUCAUCAAGCACGAAGGGUUUUCACGUCUCUACCGCGGCAUCACCGCUCCGAUUCUGAUGGAAGCCCCCAAGCGAGCCACCAAGUUUGCUGCCAACGACGAAUGGGGCAAGGUCUACCGCAAGAUGUUUGGCGUCGACAAGAUGAACCAGUCAUUGUCGGUCCUCACCGGUGCUACCGCAGGUGCCACCGAAGCCAUCGUUGUCGUUCCAUUCGAGCUGGUCAAGAUUCGUCUGCAAGACAAGGCAUCUGCUGGAAAAUACAACGGCAUGGUGGAUUGUGUUGUCAAGAUUGUUAAGAACGAGGGCCCCCUCACCCUUUACCAAGGUCUUGAGAGCACAAUGUGGCGACACAUUCUCUGGAACGCCGGCUACUUUGGCUGUAUCUUCCAGGUCCGGCAAUUGCUUCCCAAGGCUGAGACCGGCCGCGGCAAGAUAGGCAACGACUUGAUCUCUGGUGCUAUCGGUGGAACCAUUGGAACCAUUCUCAACACUCCCCUCGACGUCGUCAAGAGCAGAAUUCAGAAUACUCCCAAGGUGCCCGGUCAGAUUCCCAAGUACAACUGGGCUUUCCCCUCCGUGGUGACUGUUUUCAGGGAAGAAGGUUUCGGUGCUUUAUACAAGGGCUUCUUGCCCAAGGUUCUCCGUCUCGGGCCUGGAGGCGGUAUCCUGUUGGUCGUUUUCACCACCGUCAUGGACACUUUCCGCAAGUGGCAAUCAUAG